Candidozyma duobushaemuli is the source of this 1134-nucleotide messenger RNA. RefSeq lists its product as uncharacterized. The record is from RefSeq and is a predicted model, not a curated record. The transcript is spliced from 4 exons. The coding region runs from base 1 to 1134 and encodes 377 amino acids. NCBI's taxonomy places the organism in Eukaryota, Fungi, Ascomycota, Pichiomycetes, Serinales, Metschnikowiaceae. Gene Ontology annotation, molecular function: 2-deoxyglucose-6-phosphatase activity; beta-phosphoglucomutase activity.
AUGAAGGUCCGUCUUCUUAUCCUUGAACACUUCCGUCUUCUACCGGGGCUCGAUGUCAGCGACUUGUUUCAGUUAGGUGAAAUCAGGUUCAUUCCACCUAUGCGAGUCACCGUAAUAGAGCAAAUACGGGAGGAGCUCAACAGUCACUACAAAACGGCCUCAUUUCUCGAAAUCAACUCCAAACUAGCCGAAGAAAUUGUUGUUAUAAGGGAUUCCCUUGUGGCGCUAGAGGAAAUAUGUACCUUGACCAUCAAGUAUAACUACCCGCUACUUAUUCGAAGACAACACGAAUACCACGAAGUGUACUCCCCAUUACCAGAUUUUGACGAAAAAAUGUUCGAUGCCAUUGUUAUCAAGCGCAAUUACACGGAUAACGACUUCGCCAGCUUGAAGCUGUUUGACAUUUGUGAGCCGCAUGGAUCCUGCUCUGCUGACAAGUUGCGAACUUCUGGUGCUAUUUCCACGAUGAAGCUCUUUACGAAUUACAUAGUUUUCGAUCUUGAUGGCACUUUGGUGAAUUCCACUGAUGCCGUGGAAGCUACUUGGAAGGAAACCGUUGACCAGCACAACCUUGAAUAUCCUGAUCAACAGAUCGACCUAGCGCAGUUUUUGGCUACUUCUCACGGUUCCAGAACGGUUGAAACUUUUGAAGAGUGUUUCCCGUACAAAGACAAAUCCGUUGAGGCUAUCAGACUGUUUGAAUUGUCAAUUGCCACAAAGUAUGGCCAUUUGGCAAAGGAGGUUCCUGGAUCAACUGAUGCCUUGAACAAACUCAAUGCUCAGGCUCCAAUGUCUUGGGCUAUCUGCACGUCGGGUACCUAUAAACUAGCCCAUGGUUGGUUUCCAAUUGUGUAUAAGGAUGUGACCAAGCCGCUGGUUUUCAUUACUGCUGAUGACGUCAGCCAGGGUAAGCCCAAUCCGGAAGGGUACCUCAAGGCUGCAACUACAUUGGCUGAGUUGAACGACAAGAAAGGAAAGACUGUCGUGUUUGAAGACGCUCCUACUGGUAUUCGUGCUGGCGUCAACGCUGGUUUUACAGUGAUUGGUAUUGCUACUACAUUUUCCAAAGCGAUUUUGGAAGAGGCUGGUGCAUCCUUCUCCAUAUGGAUUUCACUGAUGAUGGCAUUAACUUAG